UUUGUCUAUAGCACAAGAAAUACCAUACAUGGCUAAUCGGCAGGUGUAUCAGUAAACACCAAUACCUAUAUAACGAUAGGAAUUUACCUGUACUGAACAGGUAACAGGUGAGUCGAGGUGUGAGGACUCUACUUAUCCCUAAGGGGGACUUUAAUACUAGGGAGAUGUGGACAUAUUACAACGAUCUAACUGUCACAUAUUAAAUCUUUUACACUUACGGAUGUAAACACGUAAGCGAAUAUUUACAUAUUUUAUUUCGGAUGUAAAUGUCGUAUCGGUUCACUGUGUCGUGAACAGAGUGAAGACCACGGAAUAUUGAUGUUUCCUGACAUUUAACUGUGGGCAGGACUGCUAUCGCUAUAGGUUGUCUUAGAUAAACACGUUAAACCAGAAGGUUAAACCAUUCACAACACAACCUUCUCUAGGAUCUGGAAUUUUGUGGGAUAUUUAACAUAGUUAAGAAGAGAGAACUUUUUAUCUGAAUGGCACUUUGGAUGGACUAGAUAUAUGUCUUUAUGAUGAUUUUAUAUUGAUGAAAAUGAUUUAGAGGAGGAUACGGUGGACAAACUUCAUCAUGUUCAGAAUAGCUUCCUACUCCUCCGCCGACGGCCAUCCGCUGUCUCUGGAAUCUGAGCGGAGAAAGGCUAUGAGUUUAGUAUAUGCUGUGGAAAGGGAACUGGAAGUCUUCUACAACAAAUGGUUAAAAACUGCAAACGAUGAUCAUGUGGACGACUGGAUCGCGUAUCUCACAGCUGUAAAAGCUAAAAUUGGAAUAAAACAGUGGUCUAACUACAAAGAAUUCGCCUUCACAAUGGAAAAAGUAAAACAACAGUCUGUCGCAAAUGACAACAAGAAGAUAUAUUGGGAACUGAAAAGAGUCGUGAAUCGUGCUAAAUCAUUUGAGGCCAUGAUAACACAGGGUAGAAGACGACUACAGAGUGCUCUAAGUGACCAUGUACAGAAAUACUGCCUCAGCUACUGUCAGGAAACUACUUGUAAAGAUAUUGUGGCAGCCCAAGACUACGAGAACCAAACAGGAAGGUGGACACAGGAAAUUCUCGAUGGCAUUAUGUUGCUGGAAAAUCGUUAUCGAGACUAUCGUGAAUUCGAAGCGUCCAACUUUGAAGUUUAUAUCUCGCACUAUGGCACACUUUUGCACUUGAUGUCUGAAGUCAUUGGGGUUUUCCCCAAGAUCACAACACCGAUCAAGGACUGGGUCACAGCAGACGAGGCGUACCCGAGGAAAUUACUGGAUGAAGCAAACAGAUACCUUCAACAGAAGAUUGAUAUCAGUGAGAUCAUACGUAGACGGCAUAUGAACUCAGAAGAACGGAAAGGAAAGGUGAAGAGAGCUGGAUUUAAUUCAAAAUUGAUUAAUGGAAAGUUGCAACAUGCACUUACGGACAGAAGAGUAUGUCGAAAACAGGAACUGACCUACUCAGACACCCUUGGAUUCAUAAACGACGAAAUCGAAAUGCAAAAAGAGGACUUGGCUGAAACAUUCGAAAGGCUCCAUCAUAAGGACACAACGUCACAGAAAGCCGUGGAUAUGAUAAUGGAAAAGGCAGAUAUCAUAAAACAAGAAAUCAAGCAACUGGAAAAACGUGCUAAAAUGAUUAGAAAGAAGAUGAUGGACAUCAAGAAAGAGAGAUACGAAGUGCAAAAAGAGGUUCACAAACUGAAGAAGGUGUAUGAAGGAAGCAUAAAAGUGACAUCACGGAUGUACAAUGCACUCGGCAGAGACGAACGCAACACUCAUGAACUCGAGGACGCACAAAAGAAUUUGAUAGUCAAAGUUAAUGCAGCCAAAAAGAUCCGAGACAUUAAGUUGAACCCAAUGACCGUCAAAAUGGUGCAUGCUAGUGGAUAUUCGGCGGGCUUGUUGCAGGAUAUCGACAGUGCUGGGCAGUCAUUCAGACCAACAUCUUUGGAUUCUCCCAAGACCUCGAUGCAAUCCCUUGACAAAUGGCAGCGCCUUAGUUAUGGAGCGUCCAACAGAUCACUGGAGAGAGCUCGCGAAAGCCUUGAGAAGCAGGCGAUGGCCGAUGGCAUGCGUCGAAUGGUCAUUGUUACAUAAACUUAAUAUGUUCGACUGUGAAACCUCUCCAAACUGAAAUAUUUACCCGAUACCUCUAGGUUGUGGAUUUCUGGAUAUGACUUCUGAGAUUGCUGCUUAUUUAGGAAAUAUGGCACAAUGACGAGUGUAAAGUAUUCAACAAAUCCAAUUCAACUUUACACAAAGGCGAGUGUAAAGUAUUCAACAAAUCCAAUUCAACUUUACACAAAGGCGAGAGUAAAGUAUUCAAUAUAUCCAAUUCAACUUUACACAAAAGCGAGUGUAAAGUAUUCAACACAUCCAAUUCAACUUUAAUCAAAGGCGAGUGUAAAGUAUUCAAUAUAUCCAAUUCAACUUUACUUAACAGAACAUAAUUACAAGGUACAAAUCCACUCUCUCCAGCAAGAGACUACACACACACCCAAUCGACUGGAGUACACACGUACCAGAAGUCAGUAUGACAGACAUAUUGUCCAUAUCACUGGUAAAAACUCGAGUUUUAAAUAUUUAAAUUAAUACUGGGUGAAAAGGAUGGAAUAGAUAUCAUGUGACUUAGAAUAUAUAAGAGACAAAUUUACAAUAUCACCACGUAUAACCGGGGACGAGGCGAGACCGUGGGGUCUGUCCUUGUAAAUGUCAAAAGUUGAAGCAUACCUAACCGACUACUAAUAUAGCAAGUGUAAGACUUGGAUACCAUUCUGAAACCGUUACUAUAGAAUGGACAUAGCGAGUGUAUUUGGAGUAACCGCUGGGUUAUUUACCUGAAGAAUAGCAUCAAUGACAAAUAGUGUUGCAAUCCAACAGAACGCAUUAGGACAGGAGACGCAAGGUUGAUAUUUCAUUCUGAGGCACGAGAUGUAGAUAAAGCCUCAUAACACUAAUAACAUUGUUAUACAUAUUGAUGACAUUUUAUGUGAUCAAAUUAACAUUAUGAUUUAAAAGUAUUACACAGAAGACACAAGAUAUUAAACCUUUCAAAACAAAUUUAAAAUUUAUACUCGAGUAGAAAU
Molecule: messenger RNA, 3066 nt
Organism: Pecten maximus
Lineage: Eukaryota; Metazoa; Mollusca; Bivalvia; Pectinida; Pectinidae
Exons: 3
Coding region: 575-2077 (500 amino acids)
Source: RefSeq, a predicted model, not a curated record